Messenger RNA from Cordyceps militaris CM01, 1056 nucleotides. RefSeq names its product Fatty acid hydroxylase. Gene Ontology annotation, molecular function: iron ion binding; C-4 methylsterol oxidase activity. Lineage: Eukaryota; Fungi; Ascomycota; Sordariomycetes; Hypocreales; Cordycipitaceae. The transcript has a single exon. The record is from RefSeq and is a predicted model, not a curated record. Gene Ontology annotation, biological process: ergosterol biosynthetic process. Bases 1 to 1056 code for a protein of 351 amino acids.
AUGUCAACAACACACACCAACCCCCAGGACUCGUUGAAGUCGACCUGGCUCCAAGGCGACAAGAGCAAGUGGCGCUGGCAGCACAAGCUGCUCGCCUCGCGUCUCGACCCGACACUCGAGAUGGACGUGCCGGUACACGCCAAGACUGCGCCGAUACCGUACCUCGUCGGCUGGCCGCCGCACGCCUUUGUGCUGCUCACCGCGCUCGGCGCCAUGGGCGCGCACCAGCUCAUCCUCUACGCCACCGGGUGGCGCGCACUGCCCGGCUCGCUCGUCUUUGGCCUGUACUCGACGGCCGCGCUUCACAUGCUCGGGCGGCUGACGACGGCGCUGCGGCGCCUGGGCAAGCGCCACGGAUACCUCGACGGCGCGCACCCGCGGGCCCCCGUGCCCGACGCCGCCGUCAACGGCAUCAUCCUGUCGCUCGUCAAGCUGAUGCUCGGGCGGCCCGGGCUGACGGUGCUGCUGGCGUACCGGCCCUCGACGGCGCCGGUGGACGUCAUGGCCCGGCCGGUGUGGUGGGCGUGGCUUUUCGCGCACGUCGGGGCGUACACGCUCACGCUCGACUUCUUCUUCUACUGGUACCACCGCGCGAUGCACGACGUGCCCGCGCUGUGGGCGGCGCACCGCACGCACCACAUCAUCAAGCACCCGACGUCGAUGCUGGCGGCCUACGCCGACCACGUGCAGGAGAUGGGCGACUUGGUGGUCAUGCCGCUGCUGACGUACGCGGCGAUGCGCGUCGCGUUUGGGGACCGCUUCGACUUUUACCACUGGUGGGUGUGCCAGACGUACGUCAUGUUCACCGAGCCGUUUGGCCACUCGGGCCUGCGUGUGCUCGGGUCGCCGCCGUCCACGUUUGGCUGGCUCUGGGACCGGCUCGGCGUGUCCAUUGUGAUUGAGGACCACGACAUCCACCACCGCCGCGGCAGCAAGAAGAGCUUCAACUACGGCAAGCAGACGCUCGUAUGGGACCACAUUUUUGGCACCGUGCUCCGCCGCGAGGAGUCACAGAAUGUCGACUGGUCAAACAAGGUGUACUUUCCGAUGUCUUAG